This is a messenger RNA of Trematomus bernacchii (emerald rockcod), 3655 nucleotides long. Its product is annotated as transcription intermediary factor 1-alpha-like. Bases 260 to 3139 code for a protein of 959 amino acids. Gene Ontology annotation, molecular function: zinc ion binding; protein binding. The transcript has 18 exons. The record is from RefSeq and is a predicted model, not a curated record. NCBI's taxonomy places the organism in Eukaryota, Metazoa, Chordata, Actinopteri, Perciformes, Nototheniidae.
UAUCAACAUCUGCAGCACGAGACCCCACGGAGGCUUUCCAUUUUUAUUCCACAGGUCUGUGCUCCAGUCGAUACAUUGUCGCUUUUACGUGAAGAUAACAUGUUAGCAUCCUACAAAAACAUGAGCUGGCUGAGAGUAGGGGGGGAAUGAAGGUGUGCUUUUUCGCGAACUAUAUGAGGAAAUUGACUGGUCUGCUCACCUGUGUGGGAUAAUAUUUUACACACGGAGAGAUCUACCCUUGAAAGCUGAAAGUACUGAAAUGGAUGUACGCACAGGAAAACAGGAGGCGAUGGAUGCUGCUGCCUUCACCGCUGAGAAUGAAGCUGAGAGCAAGCAGGUGCAGGAGGAAAAGUCCGCUGCAUCCGGGCAGAAUUACCUGGACUCAUGCCCCGUUUGCACUUUAAACUUUCACAGCCGAGAGCCCAAACUUCUUCCGUGUCUGCACUCUUUUUGUAAGAAAUGUCUCCCUUCGCCCUCGAGGAAUUUGGCCAUGGCAGAGACGCCAAACUCCCAGGUGGACAGCGCGACCAAACCACUGAAUGUGAUCCGCUGUCCGGUGUGCAGACAGGAGUGUAUGGAGGUAGAUGUGAUGGACAACGUGUUUGUGAGGGACUCAGUUGAGACUCCCAGCAGCACAGUGGAGAGGACAGUCCAGCUCUGUAUGACAUGUGAUGACAACACUGAAGCGGCUGGGUUUUGUGCGGACUGCGUUGAAUACCUCUGUGCCACCUGUGUGGAGGCCCACCAAAGGGUCAAAUUCACCAAAGACCACACCAUCAGACAGAAGGCAGAAGUAUCGCCAGAAGUCCAUGGGGUGUCGACUCAGAGGCCGGUGUUCUGUGAGAUCCACAAGCAGGAGCCGCUGAAGCUCUUCUGUGAGACCUGCGACCUGCUGACCUGUCGUGACUGCCAGCUGGUCAAGCACAAGGACCACAAUUACCAGUUCCUUGAAGAUGCUUAUAAAAACCAUAAACAGCACAUGGAGAGCAUGACCCAUCGGCUGCAGGAGAAACAGAAAAUGAUUGAAGAGGUAUCCAACUCCAUAAACAAUGGACUCCGACAGGUUCAUCAGAACCGUACGACUGUUCAUAAUGAAAUAGAGAAAUCUAUCUGCAGUUUGAUUCUUGAGAUAAACAAGAAGGGCAAGAUGCUAGUUAAUCAACUUGAGGCUGUAACAAAGGAUCAUGAGAGUGUCCUAGGAAAACAACAGGAGGACAUCGGCUAUCUUUCCAGACACCUGGAUCAUGUCAUCAACUUCACCAAAUGGGCCACAGCCAGGAAUGGGGGCACAGCCCUGUUGUACUGUAAACGUUUGAUUCUGUUUCAGAUUGGAAACCUCCUGCGGGCAAAAUGUAGUACCUCGUUUAUACCACAGAGCACUGUGCGCUUCCAGAGCCGAUCCUCUUAUUGGGCCUUGAAUGUAGAUCUGGGCUCUUUACUGGUGGAGAGUGCACCAGGCCACCAGCUGGGCGGUUUUCAGGGUAUCCCUCAUCAGCUCCCCCACCCUGCGCCGGGCCCCUCAGGCUCACCCCACAGCUACGCCCUGGGAGCACCCCAUACUACUCUGGCUCAGCUCCAAAUGCAGGUGGAGAAGCUAAACCCGCAGGCCAACUGGCAGCCCCAACCACCUCCUCCACCCUGGACGUGGUACCAGAGUGUCCGACUUCCGCGAACCAUCCCUGGGCCCCUGCAAGGAGGCCCCGCCCCCUCCCACACUAUGAUGCCCCAACCAGGCCGCAGGUUCAUGGUGCCCCCUCCCAACCACAUCAGCCCAACUAGCAGCUUUGAAAGCCCUGGGUUUACCCCCCAGCCUCUGAGGGGGAUGGGAAGCAGCUACCAACCCAAACCCAUGGAAGUCUUCUCCUCUCCACCUCUCUACACCCAUAUUACACCACUGCCCAUCAAUAGUGGCGUCAGCUCGCCUCAAUCAGAUCAGACGAUUGAGCCUACAUAUCUGAAUAGGAGGAAUGAUUCAGGCGGUCCGAUGUACAUGCUGAAACCAAACUAUCCCCAGGGCUUGCCUCCAUGUUUUCAACACAUAAAUGUGCAAGGACAGCAGAAUUCACCAGGGUACGCUGCUGUUUCCCAGGAGGAGAAACCAGGCAUUGUUACCUGGAAACCUCCAGAAACACAGCAGGCCAGUGGAGCAGUAGGCUCAGCUGUCAAGAAGAGAAGAAGGUUAUCACCAGGGCCCAUCAUAGUCAUCAAAGAUGAGCCAGAUGAUGACAGUGGCCACCUCCAAACCCAUCAAAGAGCCAGCCUUCCUGACAGCACAGGUGACCAACCCCCAAUCAGUGCUCCUCUUCAAAGCACAGGUGACACACCCCAUAGUCCUUCCCAGCCUCCAAGCAGCCCGCGGGACCAGAGUAAGACUAAUGCUCAAAAUCACAGCCGUACCCUGGGAGGAGAACAGCAGGUAGACCAAGCCCCACUGGAGGACUCUAAAGAGGUCCUGUGUGCUGCGUGUGGGACAGGCGGAGAGCUGCUGAGCUGUGAUCAGUGUCCCAGGAGGUUUCACCUUUCCUGCCAUGUUCCAACUCUCCUCAAAUCUCCCAGUGGGAAAUGGUUUUGCUCAUUCUGCCGUGAUCUGUUAGUGCCAGAGAUGGAUUAUGACUGCGAACCUGAAGCCAAAACAGUGAAGAAGGAGCCAGAUUCUGAAGGAGGAUUUCACCCUGUGGACAAACGAAAGUGUGAGAGGCUGUUGCUGCACUUGUUUUGCAGCAAGCUGAGUUCAGACCUUCAAGGCCCUGUAUCCCCCCCGGUAUGUGCUAAUAACAGGGAGACUAUAAAGGGACCGAUUAAUCUUUCCGCUCUGAGAAGACGACUGGAAGCAAAGCAGAGUCUGUGCUACAAAAGCCCUGCAGAGUUUGUGUCGGACAUCAAGCUUGUCCUCAAUCAGGUGGACGCAGAGGGCAGGGAGCUGGGCGGAAAGCUUAAAGAGCAGUUUGAGGAAUACCUGAAGAGCAUCUUCCCUGACCAGACCUUUCCAGAAAUCAAACAGGAGAUGAUGCCUUCUGCUCCUCCUGACUCUCUUUUCUCAUCUUUUGACCACAAAUCCCAGCAUGCAAAGCGCUUGCGCACAUGUCCAGACUCCCAGGAUGCACCGAUCUGUCCCAGUGGAGAGGGGGGAGAAGUAUGAGAGAAAGACAUAUUUUGAAACGUUCGAAAACACUGCCAGCACCAGCUAAUAUUUGGUGUGUUCAACUUUAUACUUGAACUUGAUACACAAUCAUCUUCAGGCCACAACACCUUUGUCCUUCCUUUUCUUUUUCCUUACAUUUUUCUGGAACAAGCUACAUGGCAAAUGUUGCAUUCACACUGAAUUCAAAGACAUGGCUGCUAUAUAUUACUACAGGCAUCAAUAAUAAGAUUUAUGCAAAAUGUACAUACAUGCAGAACAUUUGGGUGUUUACAGGGUAAAGCGGAACUGGCUAUUAAGGUAAGCAGUCUUGUUUUGGUUAAGUUAUGCAUUCAUUAGCUCUGAGCUUGCACACUGUGGUCAGGUCUCGAGUGUUUUUCCUCUCCAGCUCUCCAUGUGUAAAUAUAGCAGUGUUCAGCGGAAGGAUGAUAACCAUGCAGCUUUGAUGUUUUUUCAUAUGUGGAAUAAAAUGUGUUACGAGGCCAAUCAAGAAAAAACAAUGGAGUCAAAGCUGUU